AUGUACAGCGUAGAAGACCUCCUGAUUUCUCAUGGAUACAAGGUGUCGCGAAGUAUCCCAGCGCCCGGCGAGGAUGAGCGCGAGGGCCACCGGCAAGCGAGGAGCCGCGCCAGAGCUGGCCAGGGCCUGCUGAAUGGGUGUGACCAUGGCCCGGCAGCCCUCCCCCCCAGCAAGCCGUCCCAGGGGAAGGGACACGCGAGCACCUCAGAGAACAGCCACCGCGCUCCCAGAGCCCAUGGAGAGCCCCAGAGCGCUUCUCCUCGAGCUUCUGAGCUGGGGUUUUAUCAUCAGCCCGUGCUAAGGUGGUCCUCUCAGCCCCAGACUGCUCACGACCACGCCUACUGGAGAAGAAGAGGGCAGGAGGUCAGUGGCCUGCUGGGGCCAAGGGACCGAGACGAUCUGGAGGUCAGAGGCAUGGCCCAAGCACAAGGUCUGCCCAUCCACACAAGGGAGGGUCCAUGGGAAGUUGGAGGAAGGACAGAGAAUGUGAUGAAGAAGGCAGUUUGGGAAGAAGAGCUGAGAAUGGCGGGACCUGCCAAGUGGCAGAAUAUAAGCCUCGAGAGCUGGAACCAGCCAAGGAAAUUAGGGCGGCAGAUGUCUGAUGGUGAUGGGGAGAAAUUAUUUCAAGAUCUGUACCCAUUCAUGCAAGGAGAGCAGGCGUUGAAUUCCCAAAGCAAAGGGAAAUCCCAGUCCCUGCCCAGGGUUCUUUCCCCCGAGAGUCUGAGUUGCAUGGACAUCCCCAUUCCAUUAAAUGAUGGACAUUUUCCAGGUGUUCCUAAAAUGCCAUUUUAUCCCCCAAAUUGUGCACCAAAUUUGGAAUCCACAAGGAACCCUGAGAAGAGCGGCUCCUCGGUCCCUUUACCCCGGCCCAAGUUUGGGCGGCCCCUCAAGCCCCCGUCCUACGACUCUCACCAGCUCUCCAGGGUGGGAGUGGAGAACAGCGACUCUCCAGACAGUCAGCCCGUAGACCUGUGUGUCUCCUACUUGAGCAGAACUCACGAGCCCAGGCUGGAGCUGUGUGUGUCCGACUCCGGUUUAGAGCCUCCGGUGUACGUGCCUCCGCCGUCGUACCGGUCACCUCCCCAGCACAUCUCCAACCCCUACGCGGAGGAUGCAGCACCCAGGCCCGAGAGCGGCGGUUCCCGUCAGCAGCAGCAUCCAGUGGAGCUGCUGGGCCCGGGUUGUCAGCUUCCUCCUGGCCCCCCGGGACCCGGGAACGAGUAUGGCGCGAGCCCCCACUCCCCUCGCGGGGUCCCCCUGCAGCCCCGGCCUACCGCCGCUUAUGACAGCUCUGUUCUGUAUAUUCCCUUUGAUGACCCACGGAUCCGACAUUUUAAACUGGCCCACCUGCAGGGCUUCUGUCAGGAAGCAAAGGCUGAUGGGCAGCCCUACAACCCCAGCCCCGGCGCCACCCCGGCACCUGCGCAUGGACACAGUCAACACGAUGGCGCCGUCUCGAGCCCGCAGAGUGCAGUGACUCCGCCAGGCAGUGUGAGUGGCUCCACCACCACCGAUCCCAGUCCCCAGUGGUCGUGGGGCCCGCGCCCCAGGGAGGCAGAGAACGGCGGCUUCCCUGAACAACGAGACCAUGGGGCCAUGAGAGGACAGUGGCCUGCCACGGGGGGCGGCCAGCAGGGACACACAGAAGGCCCAGCCUCCUCCCCCAGCCCGCAGGGCGAGAGUACCUGGGAAACUCGAACCAAGCUCAAGAAGUUUGAAACUGGGAUUCCAACCAAGAAAAGUUCAAAGAAAAAAAUGAACGAGACGAUAUUUUGUUUGGUUUCCAUCCCAGUUAAAUCCGAAUCACAUCUGCCAGAUAUAGAUAGGAACAACAAUGACUUAAAACAGAGCACUGGUAAAAAGAAUGGGCUUGAUAAGAGCCCGGCUUUGCAAGAACAAAGUCUGCUGAGCACGUCUUCCACCGACCUGGAGCUGCAAGCUCUCACAGGAAGCAUGGUUGGGAGAACAGAGUUCCAGAAACAAGAUCUGGGGGAACCAGAAGAAGGCAAACAAACAAAUGACCUCAGAUUCAUUCACCCUACAAAACACAGAGAGCUCGAGUAUUCUGGCUCAUGGCCAGGGCACCAGUACAGAGAUCAGCAAACGCAAACCACUUUCACCGAGGACUCCAAAAGCCCACGGCCCCUCGCUGCCGAGAAGCCAGGAGGGUCCCCAAAAGCCGUACUGACUCCCAGACUUUCAGACCCCCUGGCCUCUGAAGCUCACGCGCCCACGGCGUUAGCUUCCAGUGACCAGAACCAGAGGCCAAAGGCGCCUCCCCUCAAAGGUCAAAUGUCCCUCAGCCCCUCCAGCAACAGCGCUUUCUCAAGGACUACGUCCUGCGUACACCAGGCACCUGCCCCAAAAGCAGGGCCCGGUCAGGCCGGUGCAGAUGGCCGUGGCCGCAGCGCCAGCCCCGUGCCCCGGGGUGAGGUGGUGAAGGGGGAGACCACCGGCCCCUGCAACAGUAAGCAGCUGUUCGGGCAGUUUCUCCUGAAGCCCGUUAGCCGGCGCCCCUGGGACUUGAUCAGCCAGCUAGAAAGUUUUAACAAGGAGCUUCAGGAGGAGGAAGAAAGCGGUCAGAGUGGCAGUGACAGUCGCAGUGAGGACAGUGACACAGAGUGGCUGUGCGAAGGCAAGAACUGGGGCUUCGGUGAAGCCGGCCGGGCUUGGAGAGCUGAGGAACCCCGAAGGAGGCCAGCGCCGGAGGAGCCCGGGGCUCGGCCGGGAAGAGUGAAGAGCAAGUCUGAGAGCUGGAGCGAGGAGCAGAAGCCUGGGCGGUCCUGCGCCCCGCCUCAUUCCCCGGGCCCCGCGACGGUGGGGCCGGGCGGCGGCAGGGGUGCAGCCUCGCUGUGGGCACACGGAAGCCCAGUCGCGGAGGAGGGGCACCAGGAGGUGGAGCACAGAAUGAACGAGCUAGCCGUCAGCCCAGGUCCGCUGCACAGAGUGACGUCUUCUAGGUCAAGUGACACAAAACCAGCGCCCUCGCCCGAUCCAGCUGAACUGAGGCAGCCCCGGGGAAGUCAGGAGCUGCCCGGUGUUUCCAUUUCUGGGGAGCUGAGCACAGCACCCCCUUGGCGGGCUGGGGCUGGAGGGGAGAGGAGCCCGCUGCUCCCACUCUCUCUUGCCAGCAAACCCCGAGGACUUUCCGCACCGGACUUGAGGUCUGUGGGGCUGCUGCCCACACAGAAGCCGAGUACUGAUAAGUUAGAUGGGUCUUUAGGGGAAGCGAGUGCAAUAGAGAUCCCCCCGAAUGAGUCCCUUCAAGCGAGGGCUGCGAGGAUCCUGGGCAUUGAGGUGGCCGUGGAGUCCCUGCUGCCGGGCUCCAGGAGAACGGGACAGAACCAGCACCCUGGGUCUGAUGGAAGUGCCCGCGGGCCGGAGGCCCCCAGGGAGGAGUCUGUGUCCAGCUCAGCCCAGCCAGAUGACCCCCCCGUGUCCACGGACGCCUUUUAUGGCAGGAGAAAGUGCGGCUGGACCGAAAGCCCUCUCUUUGUUGGGGAGAGGGACAGUGCCCGUCGGGCUCCCCUGGCUGCUGAGCACUCAAGUGUGGACAGCACUGUCCCCAGCAAGGCCCUGAGCCCCGAGCCUCAGCCCAGCCCCCAGGAGUCCCAGGCCUUCAAUCACAAGGACCUGGGGACAAAACCACCCUUCAGGUCCACUCUGUUCCAUUUCAUAGAGAGGACCCCAAGUGUGUCAGUCUCAGAAAAGAGGCUCAGAAGCACUUCCAAAGUGAUCGAAAGUUUACAAGAGAAACUGGCCUCCCCCCCGAGGAGAGCAGACCCUGACCGCUUGAUGAGGAUGAAAGAGGUGAGUUCUGUGUCUCGGAUGAGGCUCCUGAGCUCCCGGAGCACUGACUCCAUGGAGGAGGCUGAGGAACUGAAGGCCGAGAGGGGCCCUGGGGUGCCGCCUGGAGGCCCGGUGUCUCUGAAUGCUGGGGAGCUGUCGCGGAAGGCCGGGCACCCCCCCUCUGUCUCCAGGGGCGCCCCCUCGCUGGAAGAAGAUGGCCAUCCAUUGGCACAGAGGGACAAGAAGAACGUCCAGCAGGAUUUCUGGUGCCCAGAUUCCUAUGACCCUAGCAGAGUGGAGAGGGUGUGAGGAGAUGCCAGUGAAGCCCGAGAUCACUAGAGUUUACUCACCGGGUGUCGUCUUGUCUGGCCUGUCCUCCUGGCUCGCCCGUGUGUAGGCUGGAGCCUGCUGGCUUGUAGAUCCCGUCGCAGUCUCUCCCACUGCCACCAAGGAACUCCUCGUCCCUACAGAAUCACUUUGUGGAAAUAAAGCAGUAGUCCAUUGAAACCAUCUGUUUUCAUAAUAUGAAGAGUUAAUACCUCUAUUUAGAAAGGAGUCACAUAAA
Odobenus rosmarus divergens (Pacific walrus) is the source of this 4354-nucleotide messenger RNA. It is a transcript of the gene JCAD, whose product is annotated as KIAA1462 ortholog. Lineage: Eukaryota; Metazoa; Chordata; Mammalia; Carnivora; Odobenidae. Gene Ontology annotation, cellular component: adherens junction; ruffle membrane. Bases 1 to 4098 code for a protein of 1365 amino acids. The record is from RefSeq and is a predicted model, not a curated record. The transcript has 3 exons. Gene Ontology annotation, biological process: positive regulation of blood vessel endothelial cell proliferation involved in sprouting angiogenesis.